Messenger RNA from Myotis lucifugus (little brown bat), 2245 nucleotides. RefSeq names its product high affinity cAMP-specific and IBMX-insensitive 3',5'-cyclic phosphodiesterase 8A-like. Bases 31 to 2202 code for a protein of 723 amino acids. NCBI's taxonomy places the organism in Eukaryota, Metazoa, Chordata, Mammalia, Chiroptera, Vespertilionidae. Gene Ontology annotation, molecular function: 3',5'-cyclic-AMP phosphodiesterase activity. Gene Ontology annotation, biological process: signal transduction; positive regulation of ERK1 and ERK2 cascade; cellular response to epidermal growth factor stimulus. The transcript has 18 exons. The record is from RefSeq and is a predicted model, not a curated record.
AGACCAACAUCUCACGUGCAGUUUGGCCCCAUGAGGUUUCAUGCAGAUCAACUCCAGGUACUUUUAGUGUUUGUCAGAGACGACAGCCAGUGUAAAGGAUUCCGUAAGGCGUGUGAAAAAGCAGGGUUUAAGUACACGCUGGCCCUGGAGGUCCAGGCUGUCCUGACCUGUUUCCUGGCUGCCAAUCACGACAUCAUCAUCAUCGACCACAGAAACCCCCAGCAGCUGGACGCCCUGACGCUGUGCAGGUCUAUUCGAGCCACAAAAGUUUCAGAAAACACAGUUAUUGUUGGUGUAGUAUGCAGGCGGGACGGAGAAGAGUCUGUGAUGUCGCUCAUUAGUGCCGGCUUCACGAGGAGGUACGUGGAGAACCCCAGCCUCCUGGCCUGUUACGCGGAGCUGCUGCAGCUGGAGUUUGGAGAGGUGCGGUCACAGCUGAAACUCAGGGCUUGUAAAUCAGUAUUCACUGCACUAGAUAAAAGCCAAGAUGCCAUUAAAAUCACGAGUGAGGACAACUACAUACAGUAUGUAAAUCCAGCAUUUGAAACAACAGUGGGCUUUGAGUCGGGUGAAUUAUUAGGGAAGGAGUUAGCAAAAAUGCCUCUAAAUGAGAAAAAGGCUGACUUGUUCAGUACUAAAAAUGCAUGCAUGAAGAUGGCCAAGGUAAUGGGGGCUUGGCAACGGACCUCAGAGGUGCUUUUCUCAAAGCAGGCUGUGUGUGUGGAGGCGAGAUGCUCUUUCACAAUGAGAAGUAGCAAGGCGCCCGUCAGCACAGAGCCGUGGAGCGCCGGGAGGGGAAAUAACGCAUUGUUUUCUACUUGCAGAAAAAUUAGACACUAUGUGUCCAUCAUCCGAGUGAACAGCGGCAACAGUAAGGCUGAGAAGAUCACGGAAUCCGUUCAUUCUGACACUCCCACAGUGGCCAGCCAGAGGCGACACUCCUCCGUGGCCCGGAUCCACUCCAUGACCAUCGAGGCGCCCAUCACCAAGGUGAUCAAUAUCAUCAAUGCUGCCCAGGAGAACAGUUCCAUGCCUGUGUCGGAAGCCUUAGACCGCGUCCUGGAAAUUCUGAGAACCUCGGAGCUGUAUUCCCCACAGUUCGGGGCGAAGGAAGAGGAUCCUCAUACCAAGGACCUCAUUGGGGGCCUGAUGUAUGACGGUUUUCGAAGACUAUCUGGUAAUGAGUAUACUCUCUCAACAAAAAACCUGCAUCAGAUUUCGGGCAGCUUACUCGUCUCCGAGUCCCUUCACAAUGUCCCACGGCGGAUCGCGGAGGCCAUGGAAAACGAUGACGACUGGGACUUUAACAUCUUUGAGCUGGAGACGGCCACUCAGAAGAGGCCUUUGACUUUUCUUGGCCUCAAAAUCUUCACUCGCUUUGGGAUCUGUGAAUUCUUAAAGUGCUCGGAGACGACGCUGCGGCUGUGGCUGCAGAUUAUGGAAGCCAACUACCACUCCUCCAACCCCUACCACAACUCCACCCACGCUGCCGACGUGCUGCACGCCACCGCCUACUUCCUCUGCCAGGAGAGGAUCAAGCAAGCGUUAGACUCAGUGGACGAGGCCGCCGCCCUCAUCGCAGCCACCGUCCACGACCUGGACCACCCGGGGAGGACCAACCUCUUCCUGUGCAACGCGGGCAGCGCGCUGGCCGUGCUCUACAACGACUGUGCCGUGUUGGAGAGCCACCACGCGGCCCUGGCCUUCCAGCUGACCGCCAGGGAGGACAGGAGCAACAUCUUCAAGAACGUGGAGAGGAGUGACUACCGGACGCUGCGCCAGGCCAUCAUCGACAUGGUCUUGGCCACAGAGAUGACCAGGCACUUCGAGCACAUCAAUAAGUUUGUCAACAGCGUCGUCAAGCCCUUGGCAGAGCUGGAGGAGAGCGAGGGGAGUGGGCCAAACCCUCGUGACGUCGACACGAUGCUCCGGUCUCCAGAGAACCGGACUCUGAUCAAGCGGAUGAUGAUCAAGUGUGCGGACGUGUCCAACCCCUGCCGGCCCUUGGAGCAGUGCAUCGAGUGGGCUGCACGCAUCUCGGAGGAGUAUUUUUCUCAGACCGAAGAAGAAAAGAAGCUGGACUUACCUGUGGCGAUGCCAGCUUUUGACCGAAACACCUGCAGCAUCCCCAAGUCCCAGAUCUCCUUCAUCGACUACUUCGUCACAGACAUGUACCACGCGUGGGACGGUAAGGACUCUUAGAGGACUUUCCCCAGAUGGCAGGACAGCGCAGCAAGUAGCGAGU